Molecule: messenger RNA, 1785 nt
Organism: Nasonia vitripennis (jewel wasp)
Lineage: Eukaryota; Metazoa; Arthropoda; Insecta; Hymenoptera; Pteromalidae
Product: putative ankyrin repeat protein RF_0381
Exons: 1
Coding region: 1-1785 (594 amino acids)
Molecular function (GO): protein binding
Source: RefSeq, a predicted model, not a curated record
AUGACCAACCGGGAUACUCGGCUACAUUCCGCGGUGAGAAGCUACAACAGUGAUCUAGGCCCCAUAAAAUCGUUACUGGAACAGGAUGUCAGCGAUAUCGACGUCGCCAACUCGGAAGGCCAAACACCUCUUCACCUGGUCCUGGUUACCUUCAAUGAACUGGUCAAGAGUAGUCGCUUUCCACUUGGCUAUAUGGCCUACCGUUGGAGUCUCUACGAUAAGAUGGAUCUGAUCGAAUUGCUUCUAGAUUACGGAGCCGAUGUCAACGCCGUCGACGCCAAUGGCGAUACUAUCCUUCACCUAUUAGUCGUCCAACGGGACGGUUUCGUCUGCAAGAAGAUAGCCGAGCUGCUUCUGAAAUACGGAGCCGACGUUAACGUCGCCAACGUUAACGGCGAUACUCCCCUUCACACAUUGAUCGGCGAAAACGGUCGUUUGGAUACCUCUUGUAAUCUCGAGCUAGUCGUGUACCUUCUGGAACACGGGGCGGACGUCAACGCUGUCAACGCCAAGGGCGAAACCCCCCUACACUUGGCUGUUCGAAACGAAAGCUUCUCCACUGAAAAACUGAUCGAGUAUCUCCUGGAACGCGGAGCCAAAGACGAGGUCGUCGACGUCAACGGCGAUACCCCCUUGCAUGUAUUGUACCAGCAAGACAAAUUGUGCACUUGCAACCAUCUGAGGGUAUUCCUGAGAAAAUGUCGAAACAUCAACUCAACCAACUCCAAGGGCGAAACUCCUCUGCAUCUGACUGUCCGGAAUAAGAAGUACUGUCAGCUCCCGCUGAUAAAAUUGUUAGUGGAUCGCGGAGCCGACGUCGGUAGAGAAGACGCGCUGGGUGAGAACGUCUACCAGGCGUAUUGCAAGGCCGUGAGCGAAGAUGAGAAUCGCAGAAGGGAGCCCAUGCUGGAGGUACUGCUUCGGUCCGACGAACGGCGGUACAUGAACUCGUCGCUGCACGUGGCCAGUCUAUUUCACAACGUCGACUCGGUUCACAGGUUGUUGAGAAGAGGGGCCGACGUCAACGCCACAGCUGAUUUCGGCUUCUCACCUCUGUUCUACGCCCUCAUCGAGCACGAGUACAGAAGGGACAAGAUCGUCGAAAUGCGCUCGGUCGUGAAGCUGUUGCUCGAUUACGGCGCUGAUGUCGACCAUCAAUUCGCCCAUUCUGAUUUACUGUUAGAUACGGGGAUGGAAAGGUAUGGUCAUCAAUACGCGCAUGAAGUGUGCUCCCUCAUGGAAUUAGCAGAGUAUGGAACUAACGGAAUGUGUCACGAAGACUACAAGGCUGUUCGCUACCAUUUCUUCAAGCACGUGGUCAAGCUCUUGGCGCUAGUCGAAAUGGGCUGCAACGAGCAAUACGAUCAUCUAUUAGUUUCGAGGAAACCCCGGGAGAUAUGUCUUCGUUUACUUGGCGAGGAAGAAUUCAACGUCUGGCGCUCUCGCUGCUCCGAGGAGCUGAAUGCAAUGAGCGAGAUCGGGAUCGGCAAGAGCAAGUUGACCUUUCUGGAAUUGCUGCUCGCGAGCACGAGAGAGACGGCGAUUUUCGCGAAAAACAAGCUGUCGGUCGAGGCUUUUCACGCUGAAAAGGGCUUGUUUCCAAUGUACCACGCUAUGCUGGACGCGAAGCUUGCGAAGGCACUCGAGCGCCGAAAGCUUGUCGAAAGCGCGGCUACUGUAUUGAGCGAUGCUCUGAAAUUUGCCGAUCCGAGCGACGAGUUCUUCUCGAGGACGCUGGCUUAUUGCAGCAAUCAAGCUUUGAUAAACAUAAUUAAUCGAGGUUAA